GGAUAUGAUAUAAAAGUACUAGUCGCUUUGAAUUAAUUUUAAAAAAGAAAAUAGCAAUUCAAAAGAAGGUAAUUAAAGCUAAAGAAUUUUUAGAUAAAGGACUUUAUUAGUGACUUCCUGCCAGGCUGCAGGCGCCGGAGCGACUCCUCAGCGUUUGCGCCGGCGGCUGCCGCGUAUCUCUCAGCUCCCCCUUCCUUUGAACCCCAGGCCCGGCGGCGCCCGCCUCUUCUGUGGCCACUCGGCCUCUUCUCUCCCUCUGUCCCUUCCUCCGCCUCCUUCUUCCUUCCUCCUUCCUUUCUUCGCCGCCGCGGCACAGGACCGCCGGCCGGGGGACGAGCUCGGGGCAGCAACCAGAAAGCAUAACCCCUACUGUAGAGCUAAAUGCACUGUGCAUGAAACUUGGAAAAAAACCAAUGUAUAAGCCUGUUGACCCUUACUCCCGGAUGCAGUCCACCUAUAACUACAACAUGCGAGGAGGUGCUUAACCCCCAAGGUACUUAUACCCAUUUCCAGUACCACCUUUACUUUACCAGGUUGAACUUUCUGUGGGAGGACAGCAAUUCAAUGGGAAAGGAAAGAUGAGACAGGCUGCGAAGCAGGAUGCUGCUGCUAAAGCGCUGAGGAUCCUGCAGAAUGAACCCCCGCCCGAGAGGCUGGAGGUGAAUGGAAGAGAAUCAGAAGAAGAAAAUCUCAGUAAAUCUGAAAUAGGUCAAGUGUUUGAGAUUGCACUUAAACGGAACUUGACUGUGAAUUUUGGGGUGGCCCGGGAGAGUGGCCCACCCCACAUGAAGAACUUUGUGACCAAGGUUUCAGUUGGGGAGUUUGUGGGGGAAGGUGAAGGGAAAAGCAAGAAGAUUUCAAAGAAAAACGCGGCGAUAGCUGUUCUUGAGGAGCUGAAGAAGUUACCGCCCCUGCCAGCAGUUGAGCGAGUGAAGCCUAGAAUCAAAAAGAAAACAAAACCCAUAGCAAAACCACAGACAGGCCCAGAAUAUGGCCAGGGGAUAAAUCCUAUUAACAGACUGGCCCAGAUCCAGCAGGCAAAGAAGGAGAAGGAGCCGGAGUACAUGCUCCUCACGGAGUGAGGCCUCCCACGCCUCAGGGAGUUCGUGAUGCAGGUGAAGGUUGGAAACCACACUGCAGAAGGAUCAGGCACUAAUAAGGUGGCCAAACGCAAUGCAGCUGAGAACAUGAUGGAGAUUCUUGGUUUCAAAGUCUCGCAGGCGCAGCCCACCAAACCAGCACUUAAGUCAGAGGAGAAGACACCAGUAAAGAAACCAGGGGAUGGAAGAAAAGUAACAUUUUUUGAACCUAGCUCUGGGGAUGAAAAUGGAACUAGUAAUAAAGAGGAUGAGUUUAGGAUGCCUUAUCUCAGCCAUCAGCUGCCUGCUGGAAUUCUUCCCAUGGAGCCUGAGGUCGCCCAGGCUGUAGGAGUCAGUCAAGGACAUCACACCAAAGAUUUCACCAGGGUAGCGCCAAAUCCUGCAAAGGCUACGGUAACUGCCAUGAUAGCUCGAGAGUUGUUGUAUGGGGGCACUUCGCCCACAGUCGAGACCAUUUUAAAGAAUAACAUCUCUUCAGGCCACAUACCCCAUGGACCUCUAACAAGACCCUCUGAGCAACUGGAUUAUCUCUCCAGAGUCCAGGGAUUCCAGGUUGAAUACAAAGACUUCCCCCAAAACAACAAGAACGAAUUUGUAUCUCUUACCAAUUGCUCCUCUCAGCCGCUUCUGAUCAGCUACGGUAUUGGCAAGGAUGUGGAGUCCUGCCAUCAUAUGGCUGCUCUCAACAUGUUAAAGUUGCUGUCUGAGCUGGACCAACAUAGUACAGAGAUGCCAAUAACAGGAAACGGACCAGUGUCUGUGUGUGGGAGGUGCUGAACCUUUUCUUGCCAGGAACCCUUAUAAGAUCCCAACAUACAUACUGAAAAUACUGAAACUGCUUUGAAAAUUUGGAAUUUCUGAUACCUCCAGUGGGCCAAGAGACAGUGGGUAAAGAAUGAGGGCAGCGGUGUGGUGAAGAUGGAGACAUUAAGGAGGGGGCCACGGCUGGGCUGGACCGUGCUGGGUUUAUUGUGAUGGCCGCUUUGUGAACAAGUGGUUCCCACACAGAA
Molecule: messenger RNA, 2110 nt
Organism: Nycticebus coucang (slow loris)
Lineage: Eukaryota; Metazoa; Chordata; Mammalia; Primates; Lorisidae
Product: double-stranded RNA-binding protein Staufen homolog 1-like
Exons: 1
Coding region: 1110-1877 (255 amino acids)
Source: RefSeq, a predicted model, not a curated record